AAGUGACAUCUUGCUUACUACGUUGCAUGUAAUCACUGAUUGGCCAAUCAGUGAUCACAUGAUCGGGACCUCGUUCAGAGGUCCCGUCCGACGAUCGGUGUUUCACUGUGUCCGGAGGACACAGCGGGCAUCGGAUCGCGGUGCUGCGCGCUCCCAGGGAGCACGCACAGCUAGAAAUGGCGGAAUAAAUUAUUAUUCCUCCUAGCAGAAUGCCAUAAUACCCAUGCAAAAACAUGUCUUUUUUGUAGCUUUUUUUUUUUUGCUGCUUUUAAAAUUAAAAGGA
Staurois parvus is the source of this 283-nucleotide messenger RNA. Lineage: Eukaryota; Metazoa; Chordata; Amphibia; Anura; Ranidae. The record is from the annotation of a GenBank genome assembly.